AUGGAGUAUCUCCGAAACUGUUUGGAUGAAAACAAACAAGCGAUUUUGGAAUUGUUGCCACUGUUCUCAGCUCAUGUUUUCUUUCAAGAUGCUCAAGGAGACGGAGAGGUUUCGCUGCCGAUUCCUUCUUUAUUUUCGGUCCUCAAUGCCGCCGGCAAGUCCAGUUCUCGAAAAGGCUGCAGCUUUAUGGUUCGAUGCCGAAUCUACGCGUUGGAUAAACUUCAGAAAUGUUUACAUCUAUAUGCCAACGGACGACAUGAACAAGCACGGGAACUUAUCGAAGAUACACAGGAUUGGCUCAAUACUGUAGGAAAGUGGAUACCAAUGGCGGAAAGUUUGCAGACCAUACCUUGCCCGCUAAGAGAUGGACACCCCACUGAUGGGGAUCUUUGCGCUCAAGAUGGGCCCGAAAUAUUCCUCUCGGCUCUACGUCUGGACUUAGGGUCUUUCGCCGAGUGGAUUAACUAUCCGGAAGUGUUCAGCCGGCAUUGGAAAAAGUCAACUCUGCAAGCCAUAUCAGCAAUAUUAUUGCAGCAGUCCUUUACCGCGGAUACAGAAUCGGAAGUUGCUUUAGCAAGGCGUAUUUCUGUCUUUAGCCUGUUCAAAGGCUAG
Aspergillus alliaceus is the source of this 612-nucleotide messenger RNA. RefSeq lists its product as uncharacterized. The record is from RefSeq and is a predicted model, not a curated record. Bases 1 to 612 code for a protein of 203 amino acids. Lineage: Eukaryota; Fungi; Ascomycota; Eurotiomycetes; Eurotiales; Aspergillaceae. The transcript has a single exon.